CGCCAAACCCUGCCUUAGCGUAAACAGCGCUAACGGCGCUAAGAGGCCACAGUCGUCUGUCAGCUGAAAAGAGCGAGUCUGGGGCCAAAACAAGAGCACAGUUUCAGCCCUUUACUCGCCCGCUGUCGCAUUUUCUCGGAGUUGUCCCGUUUAGACGAUCAAUCAGGAUGAAAUUAAAACAGUAGUAGGACCCAGGUGAGCUGAGCUGUGGGAGCGGACGUUGCUCCCCCUUUCCCCCUGUGCCCCCCGUCCCCUGUGCCCCUGGACGGAUCAGACAUGACCACAGGGGAGUGUUGCCACCUCCCAGGCUCUCUGUGCGACUGCACUGGCAACGCUGCCCUGUCUAAGACCGUGGAGGAAUCGGACAAUCGCAGGGCGCAGUACGUCACGCAGGUCACGGCUAAAGACGGACGCUUGCUGUCCACCGUCAUCAAAGCCCUGGGCACACAGAGCGAUGGCCCGAUUUGUCGGAUCUGCCAUGAGGGGGGCAACAGUGAAGGGCUCCUUUCGCCGUGUGACUGCACGGGGACGCUGGGCACGGUGCACAAGAGCUGCCUGGAGAAAUGGCUAUCCUCCUCCAACACCAGCUACUGUGAGCUAUGUCACACAGAGUUCACCAUCGAGCGCAGACCCCGACCCCUCACAGAGGUAACAAAGUGGCUCAGGGACCCUGGGCCCAGGAAUGAGAAGCGCACCCUCUUCUGCGACAUGGUGUGCUUUCUUUUCAUAACGCCCUUGGCGGCUAUCUCUGGGUGGUUGUGUCUGCGGGGGGCUCAGGACCACCUGCACUUCAACAGCCGCCUGGAGGCAGUGGGUCUUAUUGCCCUCACCAUCGCUCUCUUCACCAUCUACGUCCUCUGGACUCUGGUGUCAUUCCGCUACCACUGUCAGCUGUACUCAGAAUGGAGACGAACCAAUCAGAAAGUUCGCCUGCUCAUUCCAGACGCCAAGGGUGCCCACUCGACCCAGCAUUCCUUGCUCUCCACUAAGCUGCUGAAAAAGACAGCAGACGAGACCAUCGUAUGAGAUCCAUGUUUUCUUCUGGGGCGGGUGGGGGACACGAUAAAGCAUUGUUAUUAGCGUGCUAAAGGCUUUCGAUGCACCCUGUCAUCGACGAGAGCCGCAGCACUUUUUGGAUGCAUUUUUUUCUAUUUAAUCCUUUUUAUCUAAAUAUGUGAGCACUUCUGUUUUUUUCCACCAGUUUAUUUUUAUUGUGUGUGGGUUUUUUGUUUUUCUUUGUUUCGAGCUUCUGUAUGUUGUUUUAUUGGUUCUAUUUAUUUGCUUAAUCAGCCAUAGGAAGGCCCCAGACCGUACAGUAUGCUUUAUGUUAAUGGGAGAUCUGAACGGUAAGAGUAUGGGAGAGUGGGUACAGCAUUGAGAGAGAGAGGUGAAAAGAGAAAGAGAGAGAAAUACAGGAAACCAGGGAAAGCUGCUGAAGCUUAGAACCAAACUUUCCUUCGUUUUCUUUCAAAUUUUAAAAAUAUUUUUAUUUUCGGACGAAACAUUGGUCGAGGCCAGUUUUGGAGCAUUUCAGCCCCUGUGGUUCUGAGUGAUGUAACUGAUGUAUAUUACAAAAGUUGAAAGCUGUUUUUUGUGCGUACACCCAUUUGCUUUUUUUUAUUAUUAUUUGAAUUUGGAAGUGUUACAGGACGACGGGCUGCUGCAGCUCGGGGGAUUGGGCUGUAAAAGAGCGAGGUGAAAGCACUGGACCUCUUGAACAUACUCCUACAGAGGAAUGAGCCUGUAAAAAGAGUGGGCAAUAAGAGACUGUCCUCUCACUUUCAGUAUGAGGUGCUGUACGGCCUCUGACAUGCACAGUAUUGCAUGCUGCGUGCAUAUUCUCUCUAAUUUUUCCUUUUUUUUUUUUUUUCUUUUUUUUUUUUUAAACCUUAUGAAGUUAGUGACUGUUAAAGUUGCUAUCUCGGAUGUCAUCUAUUGAUCAGCAUUGGCUAGAUUUUUUUUUAAAAAGGCGUCUCUCCAAAACACGCAAAGGAAGAAAAAAAAAAAACGGCAUGCAGUGGUCCUACAGUGGUAGCACUUAACAAUUAAUAAACAAAAACUUAAAGUAGCCUAGCUGUGAGCUGAUCAAAUGUAGACAUGUGUAUGCAUUCGGGAUUCAUUGGGAAAUGUACAAAACGCAUUGUUUUAACUUUGUAAAGAGAAGCAGUGCGUACGCAGUGAGUAUGCGUGAAGGCUCAGCACUUCAGUUCGUUAUUGUGACGUUAGAGUUGCGUUGACUCGUGACGACUCUUAUUGACUCUUAAUUUUGGCUCUGUUCCAGCUACCAGUGGCUGAUAAGACUGUGGCUGUGUGAAAGGGAAGGAUGCGUGCGUAGGUGUGUAUGCGUAUACACAUUUUUUUGUAUUAAGGUCUGUACUUUUGUGCUGUUUAAUAGUUUCUGGUGAGUAUAAAUGGCAGAGAUGUGGGGUGGCAUAGUUUUUAUGGUUUUUGUAGCAGUUUUACAUUGUUUUAAUAUGCAGUUUUUGGGGGGACAUUUGUCUGCAAACUGGGGAACAAUUGGACUUUCAUGCAUUCACUGUGUCGUUUGUCAUUUAUGUCAUUUAGACUUCUGCAUGAUGUGCAAAACAGUACCACCAACCAUCAGAGCUAACUUUUAAAGGGAAACCUCAUGUUGGAUUGAUUCGGAUGCAUAUUGUAUCUUCAUGAUUGAUUCUAGGCCUCCUCCUCCUCCUAAAGGCUUUAUGGACCUCUUGACCAAAGCAAGCAAGGCCUAUAUGCAGUUCAUGAGGGACCAUGUCUAAUGGAAGAACACUUUUCGGUCCCUGCUCUAAAAGCUUGGUAGCUUGGUAUCUUGUUACGUUGAAGAUGUCUGUCACUGAUAUUUACCCUGAUCUGCUCUCCUUUGACCAGAGAUGGACUGUGUAGAAUUGUGGAGGUCCAGAGAAAAUGAAACGUCCAGGAAUUAACACUAACAUUUCGGACGUGAUUUGUAAAUGUGUAUAGUCUGUGGAAGCCACUCAAGAUGCAUACAGUCCAGGUGUGAAUGAUGUGUGUAGUAUGUAUGUAUGUAUGUUUUAUGUAUGUUUGUAUGUCUGUAUCUCUCCUCUCACAAGUAGAGGUUCUACCAAGGGUCCUUUGAUUGAUGCCUUAGAUUUAUGGCAUUAUUAGUUUCAUAAAGGAGAUGAGAGAUAGGGAAAACAUUUUAAAUGUUUAAAGGGUUAUUUACCUAUUUAAAAUGUUCGUCAUACUCAAUUUCAGCCUCUUUUAUGAAUAUGGUUCUUUAUGAAACGAAGGAUGAUUUUUCUCUAGUGACUGUUAGGAAACAUGGAUGCUGGGCACAGAAAUGCUGAACUUAAGAUUCCUGAGAACCACAAGUUUAAAUAACGCACCGGCAUCUGUUGGCUGAUGUAGUGAAGCUGAGUAUUCAGUGCUUUCCUCAGAGCAAAUUGGGUGCCAAGUAAUUUCUAAUGAGUCAUGCAGUUAUCCUCAUUUUUCUAUAAUGUUCUAACUAUUGCCGGCAAUGGGGAAGUCUUGUGUCUGGUGAAGUUUUUGGGUAAAAUGGUUUAAAUAGAACAAAAAAACAGUGGGUUAUGCUAUAGGUCCAAUAAAAAUUGUAGUGUAGAAAUUAAAGCAAAAUAUUCAGACUUGUGUACUUUUUUCUUUAGUAAGUUUACACAGAAGUUUAAAUGUAUAAAUAUCACUUAAAUUCGCAGAAAGAGCAUGUUGCAGAUGACUGGUGUCAAUUCCUGAAUUCCAAAGUGUAACCCUGCCUUUUUUAAAAUUAUUUCUGUAUAAAAAAUGUGCCAGUGUUGGCACAGAAAAAAAAAAACAAAGCUGUGGUGGCUUCACUUUUGAGAUGCAUUGUGCUGUCCAUGUUUUCUACAGUCAUUGGGUUUUUCUACGGCAUCUCUCAAAGAACCUCUCUUUCUAGCACCUAAAUUAUUACAUUUUUGAGGGUGUGAGAGUCUGUCUGAGUGUGUGUUGGUGUGUGUGUAUGUUGGAUGUAAAUCUUCUAAUCGACUGCUGUGCUGGUUGGAUUAAUACGUACUACAGAUGGCUGGCCUGACCUCAGACCAGUCUGAGCAGCAGUUGACUUGUGCUGUGCCACAUAUGAAUGAGUUGAAACCAAGACAUAAAAAAAAGGUGCUCGCUUCCGUAGAUGAGGUAAAAAAAAAAAAAAAAAAAAGAUAAUGUAAAAAACCUAUAAUGUAAAUCAAGACCCUUCACCUUUUCAUAGUCCUGUUAGCACUGGUCACCUCCUCCACACCAGCGCAGUAAAAGUCACCUGCAGUUUAUUGUUUACUUUUCAGCUGUGAAGUGUCACUCAACACUCUAAAUCAAUCCUCUCCUCUGACAUUGGUGUAUUUCGGAAUAACGGCGUGCAAUAGAUAUACUACAAGCUUUUGACAUUUAAUUGUAAUUUUACUUUUUAUUUUAUUUUUCGGAAUGAUACAUGUUGGCAAAAACUCCUGUGUGUUUUUAUAAUCAUACCUUUUGCAGACGAAAUUGCACUUCUAAUGCCGAACACAGCAGAACUGCUCUCAGAUCAGCAGCUAAGUGCAUUUUCACCUGCUCUGAGUAACACUAUUUUAUUGGUGUGCCUCCAUCUAACAUAUUUGCCUUUUCCUUUUCCUUCUGGGACAUGUCCUGUUUUUUUUUUUUUUUUUUUUUGCAAUGUGGGGUGAUAAAAAAAAUGAAUAAAAAAAAGCUAGAGUGCAAUUUCAAUAAUAUUACAAUGCAAUUCUUACCUAUAACCUUAACAGUACACAUAAGAUUAUUAUUCCUAUAUAGAUGUAUAUGAAGGAUUAUAGGACUACAUUCACACAAGAAAAGGAAAACAGUGUUGGAUUUUUUUUUUUAAUUAUAAAUACUCCCAUGUUUAAUAGUUCCCUCCACUAUGCAAUCCUGCAAGUAUAGUUAAGAGUUAAGCAGCUGAGAGGGUACUGCUUUAACAUGAAUACAGCUGACCCAAUCUGUCUUCUUUUCACCUAAGAAACAUGCAUGCAUUUAUUGUAUUAUUACUAUUAUUUUUAUGUUUUUUUGUUUAGCCAUAUUGCACUUUCACAGAUUUGUGAUUGGAAAUGGUUUGCUCUUGCCUUUUCCAUAUUAUACAUUUCAGAGGGAUUAAAAAAAGUAAAAUAAAAAGCGCUCAAAGAUUCUAUCAAUCUCUGGAUUUGGACUAAUCAUAUUUAAGACCAAUCAUGUUCUUUUUUUUCUCUCUCUAAGAAAAAAUGAUAAGCAAUUGUAAACAUUGUACACAGUUUGUUUUUUGUUUUAUUUUAAUGUUGUUGUGUUUUAAUGUAUUCAUGUAUCAUUUGCAAUGGAUGUCUUCAUUUACUCAUCCAGCACGGGGUUUUAUCACUCAAACCCAUUUCUGAGAAACUGUAUGUUUAUGUAGUGCAGUGGAUAAAGAAAGGUGUGUCUGUAUUGUCCUCACCAAAAUAUGUUGGUGCUUGCAAUCAGCCAAGAAAAGUGUGCAAAGCAAAUUAAAAAUGAUGCUCUGGACUCGUUAA
Messenger RNA from Astyanax mexicanus (Mexican tetra), 5474 nucleotides. RefSeq names its product membrane-associated ring finger (C3HC4) 2 (gene marchf2). Gene Ontology annotation, biological process: protein ubiquitination. The record is from RefSeq and is a predicted model, not a curated record. Lineage: Eukaryota; Metazoa; Chordata; Actinopteri; Characiformes; Acestrorhamphidae. Bases 277 to 1026 code for a protein of 249 amino acids. Gene Ontology annotation, molecular function: zinc ion binding; ubiquitin-protein transferase activity. The transcript is spliced from 5 exons.